CUUGGCGGAGCUGAAGACGUGCGUUAAGAGUGAUGGAGGUACAAGAUCUCUGGAUCCCCUAUAAAAACCCCUAAGAUUUCUCCCGUUGGGCCAGACAUAUAUGUAGGAUUCCCGCGAUAUUAAUAACAAUAACAAACUCAGCCAUUUGCAGAACAGGGAAUGAGAGGAGGAUUUGAUGCACGCGUGAAAAUCGGAUGCCGCACCGCCGCGCGAUGGAAAUAACAGGAUAACGGGAUCCAAGCGGCUUUUUUCUACUGAUGGAAGCGGCACCAAAAUAAACGGGCCAGUUGCGAGCACGUGUUUUUUUUUUUUUUUUUUUUUUUUGACUAACAGUUAGUCGGUUUGUGGCUUUUUUUCUUGCAAUACAUCGGCGGGAUGGUGUCUUUGAGAUGCCACAGGAGCAAGUAUAUUUGGGCCACUCUGGGGGUGCUGGCGUUGUUGUGGCUGUACAUCUUCCCCGUAUACAGGAUACCCAGCGACAAGGAAAUGGUGGAGGAGGUUCUGCGGCAAGGACAGACAUGGAGCAGGAACCAGACCGCGGUGGAACUGUACAGGAAGCUGCUGACAGAUUGCUGUAACCCAAAGAGGAUGUUUGCGGUUACUAAGGAGAAUUCGCCAUUAGGCAAAGUCUUGUGGUAUGAUGGUGAAUUCUACCACUAUCACACAGUCACCAAUGAGACCUACCCCAUCUUUGUACAUACAGCCUUUCA
This is a messenger RNA of Danio rerio (zebrafish), 710 nucleotides long. It is a transcript of the gene st8sia1, whose product is annotated as ST8 alpha-N-acetyl-neuraminide alpha-2,8-sialyltransferase 1. Gene Ontology annotation, biological process: glycoprotein biosynthetic process. Gene Ontology annotation, cellular component: Golgi membrane. Gene Ontology annotation, molecular function: alpha-N-acetylneuraminate alpha-2,8-sialyltransferase activity; sialyltransferase activity. The record is from RefSeq and is marked provisional. NCBI's taxonomy places the organism in Eukaryota, Metazoa, Chordata, Actinopteri, Cypriniformes, Danionidae.